Peronospora matthiolae is the source of this 387-nucleotide messenger RNA. The record is from the annotation of a GenBank genome assembly. NCBI's taxonomy places the organism in Eukaryota, Oomycota, Peronosporomycetes, Peronosporales, Peronosporaceae.
AUGAAUCCCAGCAGUGGUCUCGAAAGCGAGGAGCUACACCUCCGCCAGAGCAUCCUGUACACCGUGGGUCGCAUUUGUGACGAUGAAGCAAAGAAGAAACCACACGAGCACCACACACGUAUCAAACCUGCGAUGUCCAAAGAAGCCAUGGCGUUGCUUGCCGACGUCGUCUAUAAGCAAGCUGAAGUGAUGGCGACAGAGCUGCAGUUUUUCGCGCGUCAUGCCAAUCGGAAGGUUAUCAAACCGGAGGACGUCCUACUGUGUGCCAGGAAACAGUCCAAUCUGACCAAUUUACUACACAAGUACCAGCGCGAACAUCUAAACACCAGUUCCGCGACGUCAGCAGGCCCGAAGAAAAGACGUGGACAUGUUGUAGGCUCAGACUAG